Molecule: messenger RNA, 1707 nt
Organism: Pseudogymnoascus verrucosus
Lineage: Eukaryota; Fungi; Ascomycota; Leotiomycetes; Thelebolales; Thelebolaceae
Exons: 6
Coding region: 299-1498 (399 amino acids)
Source: RefSeq, a predicted model, not a curated record
GACAAGGCGCUAUCAGGGGAGCUGUUAGGGUGCCAUCAUUUUGACAUUCGCCAAAAGCCCGUAUGUGACAUCGAUCCGCCUCGGAAGUGGUUUAUAUAGUCUGGGGUUCCAUUAUUGCUCCAGAACUGGUGCGAAUUACCUUCUCCAUCUCAGACUACAUACAGCCACAUCACCGCAUCAAAACAAUUGUUUUGAGGUGGCGAUGUCUGUGCUGUUGAGUAAUAUAUAUGUAUUCUUCGGUUGCAGUGCCUAAGGUCUAUAUAUCCAUGAUAUUGAAACCAAUUGCAUGAGAUGAGCAAUGCAGGUCCUUACAGAGGAGCAAACGAGAGCGCUAGCGGCCGAAACUAGAGGUCCCAUUCUCCUCGGUCUUUCGAUAUCCUUUACCGUUUUAUCUUCCAUCUUUGUGGUAUUACGAGUCAUCGCAAGGUUCUGGAUUAUUAAGGGUGCAGGAUGGGAGGAUUAUACUAUAGUGGUGGCUGUGGCCUUCAACGUAGGAAUGGCAGCGUGUCAGAUUCAAGAGGUGAGAUAUGGCACUGGCCGGCACGUACAGUUUCUUGAAACGUCACAAGUCGUUGGCAUUCUCAAGUAUCUCUUCUGGAGCAUUAUCUCUUACUGUGUCACCCUUAGCCUCGUUAAAACGAGUAUUCUCCUCCAAUACUACCGCAUCUUCGGGGGGAACGAUGCAACGAGAUAUGCAAUCUACGUGGCCCUCAUCAUUGUCAUCGCAUUCGGAACGGAGUGCGUAAUCAGUGAUAUCUGGACCUGUGUACCAGUUCAAGCCUUCUGGGAACUCAGUCUCCGGCCGACCUCUAAAUGUGUGGAUCAGAACAAGCUCUUUCUGGCCAAUGCCUGCAUAAACAUCGCUACCGACCUGAUAAUUGCCACGAUUCCUCUGCCCAUCGUCCAUAAACUCCGCAUCCCCUUCCGACAAAAAAUUGCAUUGAUGGUCAUCCUCGGCAUCGGUUGGUUCAUAUGCGCCGUUUCCAUGCUCCGGCUCAACUCCAUCAUCGGCCUCGCUAAGCAAGCCGACACUACCUUCUACAGCGGUGAAACAGCUUACUGGUCCACUAUCGAAGUCAACGUCGCGAUCAUCUGUGCCUGUCUCCCGACGUUAAAUCCUAUCUGUAGGCUGAUCUUCCCACGCUACUUCAGAUCGACCCAAAGCGCGAAGUAUGACUCGAACAGUGAGCGCAUGUUAGGCAACAACGCGUUCGUUCAGCUCGCUGGGGGCGCCUCUGCGUCGAAAUCGAGGCAGGUGGGCAAGAGGAGCUGCAAUGGGGACGAGGACGGGCUGCGAGCGGCCGAGAGGUACCAAGCGGGGGUGGCGGCGAAUCUAAAUGGAGACGACGGGAGGGCAGAGGAUGGGAACGAGCAGGCGAUUCGGGUGGAGAGUAGCGUGCAGCAGACCGUCUACAUCGAAGACGAUGAGAGCGGGCAGAGUUAUACGAGUGCGAGCGUGAGCCAGAGGGACUUGAUCCCUAUGGUUCCUGGGCGCUAGUGGAAAUGGAGCUUCUCCUUUGACGAUUUAGACUUCAUUCGUGAGUAUGGCUCACAAAUGACAAAUAAGCUAUAAAAUAAGAGCAAGGCACCCUUAAUAUGGUAUGUAAGUUAAGAUAGCCAAACUUCAGUGCUGAUACGAGAAUGAUGCGGAAGUGACGCCAAACUAACACAAAGAUGUUGCUUUGCCUCACUCACCCCACUCACCCC